AUGUAUGUUCCCGGGUUUGGAGAAGCUUCACCGGAGGCUAAAGCAGCGAAGCAUCUUCAUGACUUUUUUACUUAUGUUGCAGUGAGGAUAGUGUCUGCUCAGCUUGAGAGUUAUAAUCCUGAGGCGUAUAUGGAGUUAAGAGAAUUUUUAGACACAAACUCUGUAAGUGAUGGCGAUAAGUUUUGUGCUGCUCUCAUGCGUCGAUCUUCACGUCACAUGAACUUAGCCCUUCGAAUUUUAGAGGUACGGUCUGCAUAUUGUAAGAACGAUUUUGAAUGGGACAAUUUGAAGCGCCUCUCCUUCAAGAAUGUGGAUGGAUUCAACACAAAACUCAUGCGAGAAUACGUUUUAGAGACUAGCCAUGUCGAAAAACCCGAUUCGGAUAAGUGA
Messenger RNA from Arabis nemorensis, 390 nucleotides. NCBI's taxonomy places the organism in Eukaryota, Viridiplantae, Streptophyta, Magnoliopsida, Brassicales, Brassicaceae. The record is from the annotation of a GenBank genome assembly.